Molecule: messenger RNA, 1813 nt
Organism: Notechis scutatus (mainland tiger snake)
Lineage: Eukaryota; Metazoa; Chordata; Lepidosauria; Squamata; Elapidae
Source: RefSeq, a predicted model, not a curated record
CCAGAGCAGGAACCCCAGGGAGCCCCUGUGGGAGAAGCUUCCCCCAGAAACCUCCUUCGGAUGUGUCGGGCCUUCGUGGGGAGGGCUGUUUGGAGGGGAUGGGCGCCCACCUCUGCACUGCUGGCUUACCGCUUGGUUUUCUCAUCUCUUGCAGGAGUUCUGCUUCCGAUCCCCAAAGAUGGCUGAUGGACCAAAAGUAUAUAAGAAGACUUGUCCCAAUGAGAAGUUAUCCAUCUACCUGGGAAAGCGAGACUUUGUGGAUCAUGUGGAAUCUGUGGAACCUGUCGAUGGAGUUGUUUCGCUAGACCCUGAAACCGUGAGUGACAGGAAAGUCUAUGUGACCCUCACAUGUGCAUUCCGGUAUGGUCGGGAUGACCUGGAUGUCAUUGGGUUGACCUUCAGGAAGGAUCUCUAUCUCCUCACAACUCAACUUUACCCACCAGUGCCAGACCAGUCUCCGAAGACCCUCACACCCUUACAGGAGAAGCUGAUGAAGAAGUUAGGAGAACAUGCUUACCCCUUCACCUUUGAGAUGGCGACCAAUCUGCCCUGUUCAAUCACACUUCAGCCAGGAGCUGAUGACUCUGGAAAGUCCUGUGGUGUGGAUUUUGAGGUGAAGGCAUUUUGUGCUCAAGACCCGGAAGAGAAAAUCCAUAAGAAGAACUCAGUGCGGCUGGUGAUCCGGAAGGUGCAGUUCGCCCCCACCCUCACGGGCUCCUCGCCCAAAACUCAAAUAACCAGGCAGUUCAUGAUGUCGGACAAGCCCCUGCACCUCGAGGCGUCCAUGGACAAAGAGAUUUAUUACCAUGGGGACCCAAUUGUAGUGAAUGUGGACAUAAACAAUACCACCAACAAGAUUGUAAAGAAAAUUAAAAUAUCAGUUGAACAGCUCACAGAUGUGGUUCUCUAUUCCCUCGAUAAUUAUGUGAAGAUGGUCUGCUCAGAGGAAUUUGUGGAGAACGUGGCUGCAAACUCCACUUUCUCCAAAACGUUCACGGUGACUCCCUUGUUGAGCAACAAUCGUGAGAAACGUGGUUUGGCUCUGGAUGGCAAGCUCAAACACGAGGACACCAACCUGGCUUCCACCACCAUUCUGAGGCCUGGGAUGGACAAAGAAGUUCUGGGCAUCCUGGUUUCCUACAAAGUGAAAGUCACCUUGGUGGUAUCGAGAGGAGGCAUCCUGGGAGAUCUCACAUCAAGUGAUGUCUCUGUUGAGAUGCCGGUUAUUCUGAUGCACCCUAAACCCCCCGAAAUAAUAUCCAGCGAUGAUAUUUUGGUUGAGGACUUCGCCCGCCAGAAACUCGGAGAAGGGGAAAGUGAUGAAGAGCAGGCGGAGGAAGGAGGGAAAAGCUAGUGCUCAACGGUCUUCAGUAGGGGCCACUCAAAGAGUUUCAAAGCGGAGAUUAUUUAGGGCAUAUUCAUGAGUUCCGUGCAUUUUACCUUAAUCUUUCAGUAUCGUGUUUGUAAUGUGAUAAUUCCUCGUGAGCCUGUUUUCCCCCACUGUGUUUAAUGCGCUUUGCAAAAGACUUGCUGUACUCCGAAGCUUUCCCCCCAGCCUGAAAACAUGAAGGGGGCAGCCAUCCAGGCACCAAGGUGGCUCCUCCACCCCUUCAUUUUGCCUGCUUCCUUUUCCCCAAGCCCAGCCUUCCAACCGCUGGACCCUUCCUCAUCCAAUAAACAGCCCCCCCCCAUCCACCCUUCCCCCCCCCCCCCCAGUGGAUUCUGAUCAUUUUAGUGCAGUUGGAGCAGACCUGACAACCCUUUCCUAAGAAUUAUUGGCAUUAUUGGAAAAAGAAAGCUGGUUAUCCAGAUA